AUCACGAGCACGAGUGUGGCAUUGUAUCUUCAAAAGAUGAAUUUCACAACAGCAGACUGGCGUAGCGAGGAAAUGGCUAUCACCACAGCAGACUGGCUUAGCGAUGAACCAGUAAAGGAACUAUCGUGGCGUAAUCCAAAAGAUUGGGGGCCAUUAUAUCCCUUCUAUCACAAAUCCUAUUUGAUAGGAUUAGAAUGCGAGUGGGUGGAAUAUGGAUACCUUAUUUUACAGAAAAAAACACCACGCCGAGCUCGAACUUUGAACGAAUUUAAAUCCUAUCAUGUACAAAUGCAGUGCCUGAUGCUGAAAUUGAUGAUCGGCAUUGAUCAACGAAUACCACGAUUUUAUGAUUUAGAAACCAUGGAGUCCUGGAAAACGCAGAUGGUCAUUUUUAAACGACAAGUCAGAUGUUUGGAGCGGUAUCUCGUCAUGUAUUCAACUUCAACGGUACUCCAUAGUCCUAUUGCUAAAGCAGAAAGAAUUUUAAGAGACUUUAAUAUAAUGGAAAAUAUUAUUCGUGUAGGAUUUCCUAGUUUUGUUUCUAUGUAUGAAGCACGAUUGCAAGAGUUUGAAUCUCAAACUAAUAUGGAUGUCAAUUCUCCUUCAUUUAGACCCGAACCCUCGCUGUAUUCGCCUCCUCCCUCGCCUCAGUAAUGUGUAAAUAAUAAAGAGACUAUGAAUGUGAAAUCUAACUCGAAAACGUAACUUUCGUAGGCAAAUUUUUUACAAAAUGUAGGGGAAUUCCCCACAAAAGGUAGAAGUAAGAUGAAACGAAACUAGAAUAAUUAACUCAACACAUGUUGUUUUUUAGAUUUAACUUCCUUUAAU
This is a messenger RNA of Exaiptasia diaphana, 828 nucleotides long. RefSeq lists its product as uncharacterized. Bases 37 to 654 code for a protein of 205 amino acids. The transcript has 2 exons. The record is from RefSeq and is a predicted model, not a curated record. Lineage: Eukaryota; Metazoa; Cnidaria; Anthozoa; Actiniaria; Aiptasiidae.